AUGGCUUCUAACCCAGGAAUGACUGCGGACCAAAUCGCGCUCAUCAAGGCGACGAUUCCUGUUCUCGCGGAACAUGGAAACACCAUCACGACUGUCUUCUAUCGCAACAUGCUUGAAGCUCACCCGGAGCUGAACACCGUGUUCAACACUUCCAACCAGGUGAACGGACAUCAGCCUCGUGCGCUAGCCGGUGCACUCUACGCAUACGCCUCGCAUAUCGAUGACCUUGGCGCACUAAGCUCAGCGGUUGAGUUGAUCUGCAACAAGCAUGCGUCUUUGUAUAUCAAGCCCGACGAUUACAAGAUCGUUGGCAAGUACCUCCUCGAAGCCAUGGGUGAGGUGCUCGGCGCGGCAUUGACACCAGAAAUCCACGACGCAUGGGCCACAGCCUAUUGGCAGCUCGCAGAUAUCAUGAUCGGCCGCGAAAAGCAGCUUUACGAAAGUGCCGAGGGAUGGACUGACUGGAGAGACUUCAAGAUUGUCAACAAAGUCAAGGAAUCUGAGGAAAUCACCUCCUUCUAUCUCGCCCCAGUUGAUGAACAGCCACUUCCGGCCUUCCAGCCCGGCCAGUACAUUUCCGUCCAAACCCACGUCCCAGCUCUCAAGUACCCGCAAGCCAGACAGUACUCUCUCAGCGAUCAACCGAAGCCCGACUACUAUCGCAUUAGUGUGAAGAGAGAAAUUGGCCUCAACCCAGCUGCCCCAGGUGCUGCCACCCAUCCAGGUCACAUUUCGAAUGUCCUCCACGAUACCUGCAACAUUGGCGACCAGGUCAAAGUCUCUCACCCCUACGGCGACUUUUUCCUUUCUCCCGCCGACUCGGAAAGCGGCAACCCGAUCGUGUUGAUCGCUGCUGGCGUGGGCUUGACGCCACUGACGUCGAUCCUGAACACAUUGGUUUCCAAAUCGCCUGAAACACGCAAAGUGCACUUCAUUCAUGGCGCACGUUCGGAAAGCGUGCGUGCUUUCAAAAAGCACAUAUCCGAGCUCCCAAAGCAAUUUCCCUCCAUUCAUACAACAUUCUUUACGAGUCACCCCUCUGAAGGAGAGAAGGAAGGUGUGGACUACGAUCAUGCCGGGCGGGUGGACUUGUCUAAGUUGAAGGAUCAAGACUUGUUCUUUGAUGAUGCUAAGGCGGAUUAUUACAUUUGUGGACCCGGAAAGUUCAUGACAGAUAUGGAGUCGGCUCUCAAGGCCAAGGGCGUGAGUGCCGAUCGCAUCAAGAUGGAAUUGUUCGGAACCGGGGGUGUUCCUCAUUGA
Messenger RNA from Penicillium coprophilum, 1260 nucleotides. RefSeq names its product flavohemoprotein (gene fhpA). NCBI's taxonomy places the organism in Eukaryota, Fungi, Ascomycota, Eurotiomycetes, Eurotiales, Aspergillaceae. The transcript has a single exon. Gene Ontology annotation, molecular function: nitric oxide dioxygenase [NAD(P)H] activity; oxygen binding; FAD binding. Gene Ontology annotation, biological process: nitric oxide catabolic process; cellular response to nitrosative stress. Gene Ontology annotation, cellular component: intracellular anatomical structure. The coding region runs from base 1 to 1260 and encodes 419 amino acids. The record is from RefSeq and is a predicted model, not a curated record.